Molecule: messenger RNA, 999 nt
Organism: Selaginella moellendorffii
Lineage: Eukaryota; Viridiplantae; Streptophyta; Lycopodiopsida; Selaginellales; Selaginellaceae
Product: pseudouridine-5'-phosphate glycosidase
Molecular function (GO): pseudouridylate synthase activity
Source: RefSeq, a predicted model, not a curated record
AUGCUGUUCGUCUUGCACGCAAAGUGUUUCCCAUCUCUCAAACGGAUCACCUCAAACACCCUCGAGAAUCCACCCAUUCCUAUAGUCUUUGUUACCUGUGUUGCGCUGGAAUCCACCAUUAUAUCGCAUGGAAUGCCUUACCGUAAAAAAUUCCAUACAGCUCAAGAUUGUGAGAGCGAACGUGGCCGUGCCGGCAACCAUAGCCAUUUAGGCGAUGUUCCGUGCAUUGGUAUGCUUUUUGUUUUUUUAAUGCUCUAACACGUGGCUGAGCGAACAUCGGUUUCAAAGACGGCCAGCCACGACAUUCCUUACGUCAUUGCUCGUCGGGGAAAUGGAGCAACCACUGUUUCAGCAACAAUGUUUUUCGCUUCAAAGGCAGGAAUCAAAGUGUUCGUAACUGGAGGUAUUGGAGGAGUUCAUCGACAGGGUGAGUCAACUAUGGACGUGUCCUCGGACUUGACAGAACUGGGUAAAACUCCAGUUGCGGUGGUUUGUGCAGGGGUAAAAUCAAUCCUUGACAUUCCACGAACACUUGAAUACCUGGAAACUCAAGGAGUGACGGUUGUUAGCUACUCAACUGAUGAAUUUCCAGCAUUUUUUACUCCUAACAGUGGCUGUAAAGCACCUUGCCGAGCAGACAGCGUGGAGGAAUGCGCAGCCAUCAUAGAGACAAACACGAAGUUUGGAUUGGGUUCAGGCAUUUUGAUCGGUGUUCCAAUACCCGCAGAGCAUGCAGCAGCAGCUAAAAACGUGGAAUCGGCCAUACAAUCGGCACUGCACGAAGCAGAGAGCAGAGGUAUUGCCGGUAAUUCUGUGACGCCAUUCUUGCUCAAGCGCGUCAACGAGCUCACUGGAGGCCAUUCAUUGGCUGCAAAUAUCCAGCUCGUGAAGAAUAAUGCACUCGUUGGUGCGAAGAUUGCAACGGCUCUGACAACAACUUCACUAAAUCGUCUUGACACUCGGCCCCGAUUGAUUAUACUUCCCGCGGCAUGUCGCUAG